GGCGCCCUCAAAGCUCGUGAGAGAGGUGGCUCGGGGUGAGAUCCCUGUGGCGGCUCCCGAUGGCGACCCCUGCUGGAACAGUAUAUUGUGUUCUGGAGAGGAUCAGAAGUUUUUCAGAGAAAGCGGAGAUACGCACGGCAGGACGAAGAGGUCCGGUAGAAGAAGCAUGAAGCCGAACAACGCGUACAAUAAUAUUACGAAGAAGGAAGACGAUUCGUGGCCGUCGAUACAGGACAUAAUCGAUCAAGUUCACAAGAACAUCUCUCACUGGAGAAGAGAGGAGGCGAUAGACUACAAUUGGCCUUAUUACUUCCAUUUUCCGACGUUCGAUGGAGAAAUCGACUCGACGACGGAGGAGCCAAGGGGCAAAACAAGAAACACCCCUUCGCCACCAAGCGAGGACUUCAUGUCCAAGUUCGUCUUCAGGAAAAUCGACACCAGCUCCUUGAAGCAGGCCAUACUCGCAAUUUCCGUCAGGAAAAGUGGAAUGAGCAGGAAACGGAAGCAGGAGAGGAAAGAGUGGACACAAGUCACGACUACUCCCGUACCGACUAACAACCGCACCAGGCAUCUACGGAGGCUUCACGAACACUUGAAAGCAUUGUCGGCGGCUAAAGCGCGGCUACAUCACAGGUGGCUUCAAAAGGAAAAAAUACAGAGCAAACUUUUGACGUAAUCUCUUCCGAUGAAGCGAACGCGAAGAGGAGGGAGUUAGCAGAGAGGAAGAUUGUAAAUACGACACACAGAUCGGAUGGACAUGAAAGGAAAUAUCCUGUAUAUUUCUCGUUUUUAACAUAUUGGAACUAAUACAGAAAUAUUUUUUUAUCCACCCUUUUGAGAGGGUUUUUUUCUUUUUAUACCGUUCAACUUGAAACAAUGGAAAUAAGUCAAACUCGGGGAUUUUUAUUUUGAAAGGGUUCAACAAAAAUGGGUGAGGGGGGUCGUAACAUCCUUCCUGAGUCGUAGUGGUUUGUUUAUAUGUCGUAAGCUGUGAGCACCCAUUGAUUUAUGGCGGCAUUUUGUCGUUUAAUGUCGUAGCCAGUAGUGUGCUUAUUGAGGUAACGGCACAUUAUUUUGUUACGCCCCUUUUUCCACCUCGGCCAUCGUCGCACAUCUAGAAUCGUUUUCCCUUGGAUUUCCACUGCCAACCGGAUCACAUUUUAUCAUUUCUCCUCCCUUUGUAAAUUAGAAAAAAAAUAUAGUGAGAAAGAUUAAAUCAUGGAUUACCAUAUAUUUAUAUUUAAUUUAGAAUGAAUACAAACGUGAACGGUUUAUUUGAAAUGCUCUACUUAAACAAGCCAUUUGAAAAUUUUUCACUGCCAUGAUGAUCGUAACUGUGAUUUCUCUUCUUCAAAAUUAAAAUUAUAAUACGCCCAGAUAUUUGAAAUAUAAAAUAUCACAGUUAUAUUUUGUCUUGGUGCCUUUUUUCCAUUGUUUCAAGCUGACUUUUGUAAAAUGGUAUUUUUGAAAACUGGACCGAAAUAAAAUCGAACAGGUCGAUUAGUAAUGAACAAAAGACAAAAAUAAAGACUUUGUGAAUGUGAUCCUUCUCUAAUUACAAAUAUGUAACAUGAUAUAUCACCAUUAUAUAUUUAAAAGGUCGCUUAAUGUGAAAAGAAAAUAUGUUAAAUAGUCUAUUUUACAAC
Messenger RNA from Cimex lectularius (bed bug), 1646 nucleotides. RefSeq lists its product as uncharacterized. The record is from RefSeq and is a predicted model, not a curated record. The transcript has 4 exons. NCBI's taxonomy places the organism in Eukaryota, Metazoa, Arthropoda, Insecta, Hemiptera, Cimicidae. Bases 167 to 676 code for a protein of 169 amino acids.